Entrophospora candida is the source of this 1175-nucleotide messenger RNA. Lineage: Eukaryota; Fungi; Glomeromycota; Glomeromycetes; Entrophosporales; Entrophosporaceae. The record is from the annotation of a GenBank genome assembly.
AUGCCAGGAUAUCUUUUUGAACAAUCAUUAAUCUCCUCUGAAAUACAAAAUUCUUUACCAAUAAAUUAUAAAUUAAGGCCUUUGGCAAAAAAUGAUUUUGAGAAAGAAAUUAUUAAAAUAACCCAAGAAACACCAAUGGUUAAAAGCUUUUUAUUAAAACCUCAAUCAUCAUCAUCUUCUUUGAUAAUAAAUUUUGAUUUUUUACCAGGCCAAUGGGUGGAUGUUUUUAUACCAAACAUACCAAUAACAGAUGGAUUUACAAUAACAUCUACCCCACUAUACUAUAAAAAAACCUCAUUAUUCGAAUUAGCAAUAAAAUAUUCAUCUCAUCCUCCCUCAAAAUGGUUUCAUGAGUCAUCAAAAAUAGGCAAUUUUGUCAAAGUUAGAAUUGGUGGAAUUGGUGGUGUAGAUAAUGAUGAUGGAUUUGUCAAUAGGAUUCAAUUGUUAUAUAGUGCAAGACAGUUUAACAAGCUUUUGUUUUACAAUAGAAUUGAAAAUAUAAGAACUCAAUUGUCACAUAUUUUGGGUUGUAAAUAUUUCUUAACUAGAGAAGAUGAUGUUAUUGACAAGGAGAAGAAAGAAACUAAUGAUGAUUUCAAGUGUUUUAUAUGUGGAUCUAGCCAAAUGGAAGAUGAUAUUAUUAGUUGGUUGAAAGAAACUGGAGUGAUGAUUUUUCUGAAUUUAAUUGGUCCACAAUUGGCAGGUUUACAUGAAUUCUUUGUUGAAGAGCCAGCGUCCAAAUGGUGUCUGGAAGCUUUUAUGAGCAGGCUUAUAGAUGAAGAAACAGACUUGGACUUUGAACAAUCAAAGAGUAACUAUCCAGUUCUUCUUAGUAAAGCAUGGUAUUUCAAAGCUAAUCUUGACAUCUAUCAAAGAUGUGGAAAGGACAAGCCAUUUCAAAUGCAUGUUGCAACAAAGAUAAUUAAAACAAAUACUGAUUCUGGUAUCAUACCAGUGGAUAUCAAAGGGACUUGGAUUGGAGAUGACAGAGAAAUAUGGCAAAUGGAAAUUUCAGGGCCACCCAGUACUCCUACAAUUUGCCAUACUGUCAAUGACAUGAAAAAGUCUAUACAAAUUGAUAUAUUGAAUUUGGUGGGCAUCCUAAGUAACCAUCUUGAUCUUGAUGUGAAAAUUGCAAAAGAAGUUAAAGUGUUCAUUCAGCACACAAGUUAUAG